ACGAGCGAAAUUGAACUCCCGUGGAAUUGGUUUAGUUUAGUCUUCCACGGUCUACGUGAGCGAUUGGCUCGCUACGUUUGCGCAUUGUCUCAUGGUGUUGCUCAUUUUCCAAUUUCAACAUCACUUCCAAACCCCCUCAACGUCAAAUUAUCAGAACACAUCCCUCAUUAGACUGAGCCAAAAAUUUGAAACGAUUACUGUUAUUAUCAUUGACAUUACCUUCAUUAGUGUUAUAUUCCCGAUCGAAUCCUUUCGGCGAGAAUGACCGUUUUUCGGAGAGUCUAGGGUUUGCACCAUGUCGUGGAAUGUUUUUUAGGAUCUAUUCUUCUGCCUCUGAUCAGAUCAAUUUGACUUAGGGCGAUAAAACAGAAAUUAGGAAACAUGAGAGCUCGAUUAAUUGUUUUUCCGAUUAAAGGAAGGAACUGGUGCUUUAGCAGAUCUAUCGACACUUCAGUUUCAGAGUUAGGUUAUUCUCGAACUUCACCGACAUUGAAAGAUCUUUGUAAGGAAAUCUCUUCUAAUGGAAAAUCGAUGAAUGAAAAUGCAGAGCUCGUAGUUGACUUUGUUUCUGAUAAGAUGAAUCGAGCUUGGAUUGGCCUUGAGAAGGCUCCAGAGGGAACGUUCAAGAAAAAGAUAUAUGGUUUGGGUUUGCAUCUACUAGCUCGUGUUAAGCCUUCUGAGAUUUUCUUGAAAUCCAUUUCCAAGGAAGUUACUGAGGUCGAGGUUACAUUUCCCAAGAGCUUAAAUUCAAGACUAGUACGCCGACGAUUGCGACAUACUGCUUUGAGGGGAACAAUUAUUCACAGAAAAUACUUCUAUGGUUCAGUUUCAUUGCUUCCAUUCACAAUGGCCUUCACUGUUCUGCCCUUGCCUAACAUUCCGUUCUUUUGGAUCCUAUUCCGUUCCUACUCUCAUUGGCGUGCUCUAAAGGGAAGUGAGAGGCUUCUUCUACUGGUCUCAGACUUCUCAAAGGCAUUGAAGUUGGAUGCUUCAAAUGAGAAUGGCAAAGAAAUUGCCUCUGAUGAUCAUGGAAUCAACGAUUCAUCCAUUCCUUCUCUGGUUCUGAACCCCUGUGAGGAGCUCGGUAAACUUCUUGGCCAAGGUGCAGGUUAUGGUGUCAGUAGACGUGUUAUUACUGAUAUUUGCAAAGCAUAUCAUUUGGAUACAAAGGAAGUUCUUAAGUACCACAACUCGGUUUAGCCACCAUUUGUUAAAUUUUUUGUUGGCAUCUAAAGGCAUAAACUAUUUAUGAUUUCAAUGGAGAAACAUGCCACUUCGUUUUGAAAAUGUUCGGUCCUUGCCCUGUGCAACACAUGGGUCAAUAACAUUGAAAUGGCAGCAUAGUAAAAUUUGGGACGACAAAAGGGCUAUGCCGAUGCUGUAUUUAAAUGAAUAUGCUUUGAUCCUUGAUUCUUUCUUUUUUAUUA
This is a messenger RNA of Nelumbo nucifera (sacred lotus), 1427 nucleotides long. RefSeq names its product K+-H+ exchange-like protein. Lineage: Eukaryota; Viridiplantae; Streptophyta; Magnoliopsida; Proteales; Nelumbonaceae. Gene Ontology annotation, biological process: proton transmembrane transport; potassium ion transport. Gene Ontology annotation, cellular component: mitochondrial inner membrane. The record is from RefSeq and is a predicted model, not a curated record.